This is a messenger RNA of Branchiostoma floridae (Florida lancelet), 1602 nucleotides long. RefSeq lists its product as uncharacterized. Gene Ontology annotation, molecular function: nucleic acid binding. The transcript has a single exon. The record is from RefSeq and is a predicted model, not a curated record. The coding region runs from base 77 to 1570 and encodes 497 amino acids. Gene Ontology annotation, biological process: DNA integration. Lineage: Eukaryota; Metazoa; Chordata; Leptocardii; Amphioxiformes; Branchiostomatidae.
UUGUGAACGGUUUCAUCAAUACAUAUACGGCAGGAAAGUGAACGUGGAAUCUGACCACAAACCACUGGAGUCGAUAAUGAAGAAACCACUGAGUACAGCGCCUGCAAGGUUGCAGCGAAUGCUGCUGAGACUGCAGAAAUACGACCUUGAAGUGAGACACAAGCCCGGCAAGGAAAUCCCGGUUGCAGACGCCUUAAGCAGGCUGUACCUCGAAGAAACUGACCACAUGAGCGAGAGUUUCGAGGCACAAAUACAUCUGGUUACAUCACAUCUGCCUGUCUCCACACAGCGACUAGAAGAAGUCCGCAGGGAAACCGAGAAGGAUGCACAGUUGAUCAUCCUGACAGAGACAGUGAAAGAAGGAUGGCCAGAAACGAGACGGCAGUGCAACCCCCACAUAGCCGAAUUCUGGAAUCACAGAGACGAACUAACCGUCCAUCAAGGGAUAAUCUUCAAAGGUCAGAAGAUUGUCAUCCCGAGAGCCAUGCGGAGGGAGAUGCUCGACAUCUUGCACCAGAGUCACAUGGGUCAAGAGAAGACCAAGGCAAGGGCCAAGGACAUUCUGUUCUGGCCAGGCAUGAAUGCUCAAAUUGAGGAGAAGAUACAACAGUGUUCCAUUUGCCAGGAACACCAAGCUUCCAACAUCAAAGAGCCGAUGAUACCACACGCGGUCCCAGAGAGACCAUGGCAGAACGUUGCCACAGACCUGUUUUGCUACAACGGUGACGAAUUCAUCAUAGUCACAGAUUAUUACAGCAAGUUCUUUGAGUUCAUGAAGCUCAACAGAACCAAAUCGGCUGAUGUCAUCACGAAGAUGAAAAAACUGUUCGCAACACAUGGAAUACCUGAGAAGGUUGUGAGCGACAAUGGCCCACAAUUCGCAAGCGAGCUGUUCGCCAAAUUUGCAGAAGAAUGGGGAUUCAAGCACGUCACAGCGAGCCCCAGGUACCCACAGUCAAAUGGGUUGGCAGAAAGAUCUGUCCAAACAGCCAAGCGUCUGUUACGCAAAGCAGAAGCAGACAAGACAGACCCAUACCUGGCAUUGCUGGAGUAUCGCAACACACCGAUCGACAGCCAGCUUGAGUCACCAGCUCAAAUACUGAUGGGCAGAAGACUGCGAACAAAACUACCCACGACGAAUGAACAGCUAAUGCCGAGAAACGUAGAUCACAAGAACGUGAAGCAACAUCUCGAAGCACGACAGCACAAACAGAAACACUGGUACGACAAAAGUGCCAAGAGUCUUCCGACUCUGACAACAGGAGACUCUGUCCGAAUUCAACAAGAUGGUAGGUGGACACCUGCCAGCGUAAUCAGAGAGUGCGACCAACCGAGAUCGUAUGUCGUACAAACACCAGAGGGUACCGAGUAUAGACGCAACAGGAAACACCUACGGGCAACACCUGCAACUGGAACAUCAACAACACCUGCACCUGAAUCAUCGACAACACCUGCACCUGAAGCAGCAACUACACCUGCAGCGACCCCUGUUCCAGUAACAACGCAACAGGCGCCCUACGUCACCCGAUCAGGACGUGCGGUCAACCCUCCAACCAAGCUGAAUUUGUAAUGCAUGAGUUAAUGCACUGUAUGGACAUUGAA